This is a messenger RNA of Cuscuta campestris, 911 nucleotides long. NCBI's taxonomy places the organism in Eukaryota, Viridiplantae, Streptophyta, Magnoliopsida, Solanales, Convolvulaceae. The record is from the annotation of a GenBank genome assembly.
CUAGGGUUUCUUCUAUUAAAACCUUCCGUCCCCAAAUCUCAUCUCUUUCCAGUGAAACCCUCGGCGCGCGGCGGCUCCCAAAGAUCAGAGAAAAGAGGGGCGGGCAAAUCAAUCUGCAGCCAUGAGUCUGGUCGCCAGCGAAGAUUUCCAGCACAUUUUGCGUAUUCAGAACACCAACGUCGAUGGCAAGCAGAAGAUCAUGUUCGCUCUCACUUCCAUCAAAGGUAUCGGCCGCAGAUUCGCCAACAUCUGCUGCAAGAAGGCUGAUAUCGACAUGAACAAAAGGGCUGGAGAACUCACCGCUACUGAGAUUGAAAACUUGAUGACAGUUGUCACAAACCCUCGCCAGUUCAAGAUCCCAGACUGGUUUCUUAACAGGCAGAAGGAUUACAAGGAUGGCAGCUAUUCGCAGGUGGUCUCCAAUGCAUUGGACAUGAAACUCAGGGAUGAUCUUGAACGUUUGAAGAAAAUCAGGAACCACCGUGGUCUAAGACACUAUUGGGGUCUCCGUGUACGCGGGCAGCACACCAAGACAACUGGACGCAGGGGAAAGACAGUUGGUGUCUCCAAGAAGCGUUAGUGAUUUCAAUUUUGCUGCACUCAAGGCUGUCUUUUUGUCAUCAUGUUGUUUUUUUAUGUUUUGGAUUCCUAUACAAUGAUUCGUGGUCUUUGCAUGGACUACUGCUUGUUCCUUAAGUAUGGGCUUUUAAGGGCUUCGACUUAGGAAGACUUGUGGUUAUCUUUGUUUGCAGUUAUAUGAACUUGAGUAUUUUUGACUUCUAAAAUCCUCUGUUAAUGGUUUCUAUGUUUGUGAUCAGUUGGGGUUCGGAAUUUCAUCUCUUUAUUAUCAAAGGCCCACAAAUUUCUAACUUUUGGACUAUUUUCCUUCUGCAUAAAUAUGGCUCUUAUAG